CCCGGCCUCCACCGCCUCCCUCGGCCGCCGGCGGCCUCCCCUCUCCGGGUCUCCUGCUCCGGGACCCCCGCGCAGCCCGAGAGCGCGCGCUCCGGCUCGCGGCGGGCGCCGCGCACUUGCCGGACACGCACCGCGGCCAGACGGACCCCGGCGGGCGCCCCCCCGCGCGCCCCCGUCCCCGCGCCGCCGCGCUCCCCUCCCCCGCGCCGGUGUCCCAGGGCUCCAGGCCGCGCGGCCAGCCCGGACGCGCCGGGGGUCCCCGUGGCGGGGCCGGCCCGGCCGGGGCGCGACGAUGGAGGAGCCGCAGCGCGCCCGCUCGCACACCGUCACCACCACCGCCAGCUCCUUCGCGGAGAACUUCUCCACCGCCAGCAGCAGCUUCGCCUACGACCGCGAGUUCCUCCGCACCCUGCCCGGACUCCUCAUCGUGGCGGAGAUCGUUCUGGGACUGCUGGUGUGGACACUUAUUGCUGGAACUGAGUACUUCCGGGUCCCUGCGUUCGGCUGGGUCAUGUUUGUAGCUGUGUUUUACUGGGUCCUCACUGUCUUCUUCCUCAUCAUCUACAUAACGAUGACCUACACCAGGAUUCCCCAGGUGCCCUGGACCACGGUGGGUCUGUGCUUUAAUGGGAGUGCCUUCCUCCUGUACCUCUCGGCCGCUAUUGUGGACGCGUCUUCCGUCUCCCCGGAGAGGGAGAGUCACAACUUCAACAGCUGGGCAGCCUCGUCGUUCUUCGCCUUCCUGGUCACCAUCUGCUACGCUGGAAACACAUAUUUCAGUUUUAUAGCUUGGAGAUCCAGGACCAUACAGUGAUUUGCCAUUUUGAGAAUUAAAAGGGAAAAAAAGGAAAACUCUCACUGUAAAAACAGCUGUAGGUAUAAUGUAUAUUUCCAGAGAAUUGUAUUUAACUAAUGUUUUUAUGUACUUAGUUAAAUUUGCUCACAGUGGUUUGUCACAAUUAAACUGAAUACUUAUUUGC
Hippopotamus amphibius kiboko is the source of this 980-nucleotide messenger RNA. It is a transcript of the gene CMTM8, whose product is annotated as CKLF like MARVEL transmembrane domain containing 8. The coding region runs from base 293 to 814 and encodes 173 amino acids. The record is from RefSeq and is a predicted model, not a curated record. Gene Ontology annotation, molecular function: structural constituent of myelin sheath. Gene Ontology annotation, cellular component: membrane. Gene Ontology annotation, biological process: myelination. NCBI's taxonomy places the organism in Eukaryota, Metazoa, Chordata, Mammalia, Artiodactyla, Hippopotamidae. The transcript is spliced from 4 exons.